ACUAAAUAUAUAUAGCACUGUUAUUUCCCUUCAAAAAUUAUUAAUUUCUAGUUUUCCACAACCAGGCACUCCCUCCCUCUCUCUCUAAAUCUUAGCAAAACGCCAACGCCAUAACCAAAACGCAAAACACAGUAAUACACUCUCUCUCCCUCUCGCAACGCACCUCCUUCUGUAACUGUAACCGUCCUUCUCCACUCCCUCAGAUCUUCGUCGUUCCACGCUUUCCGUUCGCGUUUCGGUUGCUUCCGAUCGAAACGCGAGAUUCCGUUCGCCGUUGGCCACGACGACGAUGCAAUAGUAGCAGAUGCUGUUGUUGUUGUUGUUGUUAUCGUGAAAGAAAGAGAAGAGAAAAUGGACGAUAGAGGAAGCUCAUUCGUCGCUGUUAGGAGAAUUCCCCAAGGAGAAACGUGCCAUUCGAAUUCUGCUGAGGUUGUGACAGGGUCAGCUGCAUGCCUUGGUCGAGGUCUGUCUUGUGUCUACGUACAAAGAAGAGAUAGUGAUGCUUCUAACUCUUUUGAUUUAACACUAGCCAAGGAGGAAUGCUUGCAGAGGAUACAGAGACGUAUAGAUGUUCCAUAUGAUAGUUCUAUAAUUGAGCACCAGGAAGCCCUUAGGGCUUUGUGGAAUGCUGCAUUUCCAGAAGAAGAACUUCAUGGCUUGAUAUCUGAGCAGUGGAAGGAAAUGGGCUGGCAAGGGAAAGAUCCAUCAACAGACUUUAGGGGUGGUGGUUUUAUAUCACUCGAGAAUUUUCUUUUCUUUGCUAGGAAUUUCCCGAAAUCCUUCCAGGAUCUUUUACGAAAGCUGGAAGGAGAUCGAUCAGUGUGGGAAUACCCAUUUGCAGUUGCUGGUGUUAACAUCACAUACAUGCUGAUACAAAUGCUUGAUCUUGAAGCAGUGAAGCCACGCAAUCUGGUUGGAGCAACUUUUCUAAAAUUUCUUGCAGAAAAUGAGUCAGCUUUUGAUCUUCUCUAUUGCAUAACUUUCAAGCUAAUGGAUCAUCAAUGGCUUUCCAUGCGUGCCUCAUAUAUGGAUUUUAAUGCAGUGAUGAAGGCUACACGACGUCAGCUAGAGAAAGAGCUUCUAGUGGAAGACAUAACGCGGCUUGAAGAUUUACCCUCAUACAAAUUACUUUCCCGAUAGAUAUCAGUCACAAAAACCUGUCAGUCUUCUAUUUUUGGGCAAGAAGCUUUUGUAUAUGAUUUGAUGUGAUGCUCUACCAUAAUUUUCACUCCUGUCAAUUCAGCAUUUUUAAUAACAUUUCAGCAAGAAUGAGCUAUAACAUGUAAAACCGAUGUGAGCAUAAAGCCUUGUACGUGAUGUCGAUAAGGUUUGAGAUGCAGCAGUUAAGCUUUUAGUCUAGUUGAAAGAUGAAACUGUUGGCUGACAUGCUGCCAGGAGGCUGAAAUGUAAAUUUGCUUGGUGUUAGAUAUUAAUGAUUUUCGGUUUGCCACUUUACCUAUAUAUUUCCUUGCAGUAUUAACGGGUAAAUGCAACUUGCAGUAAUGUAUUUCAGAAUUGCAUCUUUCUAACCUUGUUUAAUAUACUUCUUAUUUGUUUGA
This is a messenger RNA of Cajanus cajan (pigeon pea), 1559 nucleotides long. Lineage: Eukaryota; Viridiplantae; Streptophyta; Magnoliopsida; Fabales; Fabaceae. The record is from RefSeq and is a predicted model, not a curated record.